Molecule: messenger RNA, 1667 nt
Organism: Tigriopus californicus
Lineage: Eukaryota; Metazoa; Arthropoda; Copepoda; Harpacticoida; Harpacticidae
Product: multiple inositol polyphosphate phosphatase 1-like
Exons: 8
Coding region: 144-1598 (484 amino acids)
Molecular function (GO): acid phosphatase activity; inositol phosphate phosphatase activity
Source: RefSeq, a predicted model, not a curated record
AUAGCAAGGUGGGCAUCAUGGAAGAUGCCCACCUUUGAGACGUCCAUUAAGCUUUCUCGAAACAAGCUUGGGCCAUUUUUUGAGUAGUGUUGCACAAGCGCACUCAGUUAAGUUGACAAAGUGAGCAAAGAUUGAAUAAUCUCAUGUUCAAGGUUUCGAUCAUGAAUUUCAAGGCUGUAUUCGUUGCUUUGAUUGCAAUCUUGUCAUGGAAUGAGAUUUUGGCAAGAACAUGUGACAACAAAGACGAAAACCCGUACUUAAUGUUUUCUACAAAAACAAGUUAUUUCAAAGUGUUCAAUGGAUCCAACAUUCACGACGAAAAUGAUAUUCCAGGCUGCCAAGCGAAAUCCUUGUGGAUGCUUGCACGUCACGGCUCGAGAUAUCCGGGAUCCGAUGACAUUCUUGUAAUGGCGGAUAGGGGAGUGGAAAUAAAGGAUGCAAUUGUCGAGGCCUACUCGAGUGGAAAAGGAUCUCUUUGCCAUGAAGACUUCAUCCAGUUUCAAUCUUGGUCCUUCAAUUGGACUCAAGACGACGGAAGCUUACUUUCAGAGUCCGGAAAGCUGGAAAUGUUUCAAAUUGGACAAAGGGUGCGAAAACGCUUUUUCGACGACAUCAAGGAUGAAACACACAUUCAUUUUCGUCGAACCUACAAAAAACGAACAGGACAAAGUGCUGAAUCGUUUGCUGAAGGCGCCUUUCCAGAUCAAUCAGUUGAAAUUCUGAAGCCUUUGCAUACCGAUCCUCUCUUAAGAUUCUUUGACUUUUGCACGAAAUGGAUCAACGACAUCGAUGAGAACCCUGAAACCUACAAAGAACAGAGGCUUUUCGGGGAAACUGAUGUCAUGAAGAAAACAUUGAAAGACAUUGGAUUGGCAAUUGGAUUCAACGAAGAAUUAAACCUUACAGAUGGGCUGAUUAUUUACGAUAUUUGCAGAUACGAGCAGGCUCACCAACCCGACAAGUUUUCCGUUUGGUGUAGUGUGUUUCAAGAGACGCAUUUAAAGGUUUUUGAAUAUUACGAAGAGUUGAAAUAUUGGCAUAAGAAUGGAUAUGGACAUGCUUUGAACUAUUUGAUGGCUUGUCCUCUCGUCCAAGAUGCAGCGUUAACUCUCCAGAAAGAAGAAAUAGGGAAAAGUGGUACUUUCUAUUUUUCCCAUUCAGAGGCCAUUCUGCCGUUCCUGGCUGCUUUGGAUCUUUUCAAAGACAAAGAGCCUUUGCGUCAUGACAAUUUCCAUACCAUGUCCGAACGGCAUUACCAAACGUCGAGGAUUGGCUCGUUUUCUUCUAAUGUCAUCUUCGUUUUAUUGGAAUGUGAAGAAUUCCCGCAAAAGAGGUUGCUUACGUAUCAUCAAGAACGGCGAAUAAAGCUUCCAAGAUGUGAUUCUGAUCCUUGCAAUUGGGAUCAAUUUAUGUCUAGGUAUCAGGAUGUGAUUGGCUGCCAAUUUGACCAACUUUGUGGAACAGAUGAUCAAGCCAACGAGGAAUUCAUAAAUCUGGACUCCAAUAGUGGGGAAACUAACAACGCCAAAAGUUUGUUUAGCUUAAAGCUUUGUAUGUUAUGCACAUUUUUAUUUGGGAGUGCUUUGAUUAAUUCUUGAAAAAAAGAGCCCAUUAACAAGUGGAAAAUAAAAGCAACAGAAAAACCCGGAAUAUAAUGUAAUUGUAAA